Molecule: messenger RNA, 2435 nt
Organism: Dermacentor andersoni
Lineage: Eukaryota; Metazoa; Arthropoda; Arachnida; Ixodida; Ixodidae
Product: kelch repeat and BTB domain-containing protein 8-like
Molecular function (GO): protein binding
Source: RefSeq, a predicted model, not a curated record
AUUACAGCCAGCUUUAAAUGCAGUUGGAACUACAAGGAGUGUCUGGCGACGCCUUCCACGCACUGCUCGACUAUAUGUACUCUGGAAAACUGCACCUGACCUGCCAAAACAUCGGGAAGCUGUACGUUACCGCUAGCAUCCUCAAAAUAGCCAGCGUCAAGAAGAAGUGUGCAAGGAUCCUGACCAAGUCUCCGUACGACCCAAAGCACGCGGUGUACGUCUACGUUACGGCGCGCAAGUACGGCUUGGCGUCGGUGUGCAAGCGGGCCCUGAAGCUGCUGCACCACCGACUGGAAGAGACGGUCACGUGCAAGCCGUUCCUCGACCUGGACGUCAACCAGGUGUGCGAGGUGCUCUCGGGCAACACCGUUGGCGCCAGAGGUGAGAUGGUGAUGUUCUUGGCGGCCCUGCACUGGCUCAACCACAACUACCUGGAGAACGAGCCGUACGUGCUGAAGGUGAUGCAGUGUGUCCGCUUCGGCACCAUGAGCAUCGAGGAGCUGCUGUGCUGCCUGCACCCGCCGCUCCUGCCCGGCAUCAUGGAGGUGCACGAGGUGCGCGCCCACAUCCUGGCUGCCCUCUGCUACAAGGUUGCGGCUAUGUACAACCAGCAGCACCUAUUCCCUGCGCCACAGCUCAAGGCACGGUACUUCAAGCUGGAUGGACCAAUCACGCUGUGGGACCUCAACUUAUUCAGCACAAUCAAGAAUCCGCCCGUAGCAGCGCCUCCUGCCGCGUAUCCGAAGUACCUCAACGAUGCCAGCGCCAACAUCCUUCGGAAAGCACCGCCGCUCACCUUACAGUUUCCAUCUCAGCGGGAACCCGUGUUCCACGGCGAUCCCUUGGCCGACUACCUGCUCCGCAACCGGGCCGAGAUCCCGCUGUCGGCGUGGAGCGACGACCCGUACGAGGGCCUCGGCGCCUGCAGCUCGGGAGCGCACGCACGCGACCCGCGCUCGCCGGUUUUGCUCGUCGUGGGUGGUUUCGACCCGGACGCACCAGGCGACACCGCCGUCGGUACCAAGAUUCUUCGGUAUCACAUUGAAAAGAAUGUCUGGGAAAAGUUAGACAGUUUCCCGAUGCCCCGGCAUCACCACUGUGCUGUGCUGCAUCGAGACAAACUGUACAUCACAGGAGGCUACGAUAACUACCAGACGACACAGUCGAAUCUGGAGCCGACCAGCGUGUGCUUCUUGUACGAUCUCACAAAGAAGCUAUGGCAGCCGCUACCCAACAUGGCGCGCAGCAGGGCGUACCACGCCGCUGCCUGCUUCGACGGCACGCUCUUCGUAGUCGGGGGCAGGAGCUCAAACGGAGAGAUCCUCUCCUCGGUGGAGGCGUUGUGCCUGGAAGAACGGCGCCAGUGGCAGGAGUUGCCGUGCCGCCUGUGCAGGCCUCGCAUGGCGGCAGGCAGCACGCAGAUGGGCGGCCACCUCUGGCUCGCCGGCGGGCUCACCGACUCCCGAGCGGGACUCGUAGUCAUCUCGGACGUCGACUGCUUCGACCCGAGCAGCUGCGAGUUCUGCUUCCACGUGAGCUUCCUUCCGACUCCCCGAUGCUUCUUCUCGUUGGUGGCGGUGGAAGGCAAGCUGUUCGCGCUGGGCGGCUGCUCGGUAAAGGACAACGAGCUGGACAGCCUGGGAGACGUAUGGUCGUGCCUGGAUCACUGCUGGGAGCGGAGGGGCACCUUCGACCAGGGAUAUCACGACGUGGGCACCGUCGCCUACGGCGACAGCGUCUACAUGGUGGGCGGCCUGUCGUCGGACACCAAGUCGGGCAUCCGUGCCGUCUCCUGCUACCGCACCACGCUCAACACCUUCACGCCCAGCCUGGCCCCCUUGCCCCGCGCGCUGUGCGGAGCCGCCGUGGUCGCGCUGCCUCCCAUGGAACUCGGAGUGGCCGACUCCACUGGCGGGGACUGCAAGCGUUGGACGGCCAACCCCCGGACCGGCGGUGGGGGCUCCGACGUCGAGAGCGAGUCCUUCCCCCACGUGGGCCGAUGCACACGGGUGGCACCUGUGACGGACUCCGGGCGCAGCUCGUCUGCCGGUUCUCCGCCUCCACGCCGCGCACGGCCCGGACCACCGCCCAACCAGGGGGACCCCUGGGUCACGUGGCGCCGUUCGAGCGCAGAACGCCCGUCGUCGAUCGUCAGUGAACCCACCGCCGCCGCAGCGCUGGCUGAACGAGCACAGCAAACCCAGCAGUCGCCACCGCGCUGCGCCCAUUCCGAGUACAGAAGACUCGAGGCCAACAAGUAGGCUCCCGACCGUGGUUCCACGUGUAUGCCACGCUAUAGUGCGUCGCUGAAUGGCAUUCUCCUUUAUUUUACUUUUUUUCUGUUAGCCCUUCUGUGAUUGCUCGGGAGUGAGCACGAAAACCAAACUACAGGAGUGGUGGAGUGUUCAAUUCAAUAAACAACGUGUGCAGCACUG